Messenger RNA from Formica exsecta, 2267 nucleotides. RefSeq names its product N-alpha-acetyltransferase 10 (gene vnc). NCBI's taxonomy places the organism in Eukaryota, Metazoa, Arthropoda, Insecta, Hymenoptera, Formicidae. Bases 557 to 1111 code for a protein of 184 amino acids. Gene Ontology annotation, cellular component: NatA complex. Gene Ontology annotation, biological process: N-terminal peptidyl-glutamic acid acetylation. Gene Ontology annotation, molecular function: protein N-terminal-serine acetyltransferase activity; protein-N-terminal-glutamate acetyltransferase activity. The record is from RefSeq and is a predicted model, not a curated record. The transcript has 3 exons.
UUACGACUUACGAAUUGCGCGUGCAAGGGGGGGGGGUGUUAUAACCUCAACUCUUCGAUUUUCAAAAUGGCGUAUGCCCGUUUCGAGAGAUAGGCGGAAAGCUCGCGCGUCGUUAUCGUGUUAAGUUCCCUCUUGAGCUUUCAUCGUUUUAUAUCGUGAGCACGAUUAUCCCGUUCACGCGAAAUUUCCGCUAAUGUAGUUAUAGACGUAGAGUGUAGAAAAUUUUCUUUUCUCUCUUUCGUAUAUUUUUUUUUUCUUUCAUUUCUUGAUGGAAAUCCCGACGGAAAUUUUCCUCGCGGCGUUCUCCGUGAUAUUCAGUCUACUAAUAGUAUUCCUCCUUGUUGUGAUGGGUUGGUACUUAGUCUGGACGUUCUUCCUAUCGCGAUUCCGCUUUGUAAGAGAAUUGACUGGGAAAGGAAUGAGCGAAUCGUCGUCCGUUAACGAUUUGAAGAACGGUCGCUCACGUAUUAAGAAACUUCGCCGUGAUUAAUUGGACAAUAUUAAAGCUAUCACAUUUAUAUGAACGACUGCAUAAGACAAAACAUAUCUGACUAAGAUGUCUGUAAAUAUACGUUGUGCAACUACAGAAGACUUAUUAAAUAUACAGCAUUGUAAUUUGCAAUGCUUACCUGAAAAUUACCAGAUGAAGUACUAUCUGUACCACGCUCUUUCCUGGCCGCAGCUAAGUUAUGUGGCUGAAGAUGAGAAAGGAAGAAUAGUAGGAUACGUGCUCGCCAAGAUGGAGGAGGAUUGCGAAGACAAUCCCCAUGGACAUAUUACCAGUUUGGCAGUGAAACGCUCUCAUAGAAGAUUGGGAAUCGCACAGAAAUUGAUGAAUCAGGCGUCUAGAGCGAUGGUGGAAUGUUUUGGAGCGAAGUACGUUUCAUUGCACGUUCGCAGAAGUAAUCGUGCAGCUCUCAACUUAUACACAAGUAGUUUGCAAUUUGAAGUGUCUGAGGUAGAGCCGAAAUACUACGCGGACGGUGAAGAUGCUUAUGCAAUGAAGCGAGAUCUCACUAGCUUUCACCAUGAAAAGGCUCUUAGAGACAGAGCACAUAAGGAGGGCAAUGUUCAUACACAUCUUGGCAGAUGUUGUGGUGAUCACUCUUAGGUCUGUCCAUCACUGUUGCUGUCAAAACCAGAAACUACUUGUUGAGGUUUGCACAAUAGAGGGAGAUUGGACUUUGGGGCUGUUUUAUCUGUCAAUUGACAGUUUAUAUUGCAUAGAUAUAUAUUGUAUGUGAGUUUCGUUCACACAUCAAAAUGUAAUAAAAAUUAAUAAAUUGUAACAUAAAGAAUAAAGGAGUUUCUGAAAUAACUGUCUUAUUUUUCACAAUCUUUUUUUUUUUUCUCUUUGAGACUUUAUUGUAUGAACGAAACUAUAAUGUACAAAUAAUGCGCCAAUAUGCAAAAUUAAUCUUUCAGGGCAUUAUUAAGAUGUUAUUGAAAAAAAGAACAGUAGGAAAAAAAUAUUUUACAAUUCUGAGAACAUGUGGACUCAGUUUACGCACUUUUGACUUACAUUACAAUCGAGUUUUAUAUGAAUACGUUUCUCGAUAGAUAUUUUCUUUUUCAAAUACUUCUUGAUUAUUUCAGCAUAUUUUGGCUUAAAAAUUAUUUUUGACAUUGCACGAUAUUCAAACAUGUUUAUUCCACUAUUGCAUCUCGGACAUACUAUUGCGCACGUGUGUGUGUGUAUACAUACUCCGUUUUUGUAAUAGGAAUAGUUAUGUAUAUAUAUAAUAUAUAAUAUGUAUAAAUAUAUAUCUAUGUAUAUAUACAAAUAAGGUGUUCUUAACGUAACAUAAUCAAUUAUUUAGUUCAUAACGCAUCUCGGCUUUGCAUUGAACGGCACGAAGAAAUCUUCAAUGAUAAAACGCAGGAAUCGUCCUCGCGCGUACUAUAUUAUACUACCGAAAGCAUGAUUCAUUAUGAUAAACCGAGUUUUCGAUGUGUAGUAAAUUCCUCUAAAACGAUAUCACGUACGCUAUAUCGAGAGUUUCUUUCUUUUUUUCCAAUUUUUUCAUCUCAAUCUUAGAAUAAUCGCUCUCGAUAUGUAGCUUGUAGUAUAGUAAGUAUUUCUUAUGUUUAUAAUAACAUGAAAUACCGUUGUGUGUAUAUAUAUGUUUAACGAAUGUAUGAUCGCAAGAAUAGUAUACAAUUACUACGAAAGGAUUAUCCAGGUACAAUGUACAAAAGGGAAAUUAGAGGGAAAUGACGAAUUGUGUUUUCAUUGGCGAAAAUAAAACAACAUUCGUCAGCUUGCA